Mesorhabditis spiculigera is the source of this 591-nucleotide messenger RNA. NCBI's taxonomy places the organism in Eukaryota, Metazoa, Nematoda, Chromadorea, Rhabditida, Rhabditidae. The record is from the annotation of a GenBank genome assembly.
AUGCAGCCAAGCGACAUACGAAGAAUGCUUUCCUACACUGAAACCAAGGAAUUUUUGAAUAUCACCCUCACGCCCGAUAUUUAUUAUUACGGACCCGUGUUUUCGCACCCUGACAACUACGGUGUUGAACAUUAUGAUUGGAUUAUGGUGUCUGGGACGGUGAUCGCAUUGUGCGUAUUUUCCGGACUCUACGGAGCGACAUGCAUCACCGGGAUCAAAUUAUAUUACUACGUGAAGCGCAACACCACGAGCGGCACGGUACAACGAUUUCAGCUACAAUUGUUGUUUCUCCUUUUAGCCCAGGCGAUCUCCCCGUUCAUUUUCGAAUUCGUGCCCGUUUUUGUGGUUCUAAUUGGAGGGAGAACAGGAAUCGUCCCCCACAACUGGGGAAUAUGCGCUCCACUCUUCAUAGGAGGCUACUCCGGAUGUGACGCGAUUUUAGCUCUACUACUUUUUAAGACAUAUCGCCAGCGGACUCGGGAGAUCCUGAAGUUGCAGUGGUGGCCACGGCAUCCGAGCAAAAUCUUUCAAAGCGGCGCUGAAGAGCCGACUCCCAUGUCCGGAACUCUGAAAAGCGCUGGAGCAUCUCGU